Microdochium trichocladiopsis is the source of this 903-nucleotide messenger RNA. Its product is annotated as mediator of RNA polymerase II transcription subunit 7. Gene Ontology annotation, molecular function: transcription coregulator activity. NCBI's taxonomy places the organism in Eukaryota, Fungi, Ascomycota, Sordariomycetes, Xylariales, Microdochiaceae. The record is from RefSeq and is a predicted model, not a curated record. The transcript has 2 exons. Gene Ontology annotation, cellular component: core mediator complex; mediator complex. Gene Ontology annotation, biological process: regulation of transcription by RNA polymerase II. Bases 55 to 819 code for a protein of 254 amino acids.
UGACAGAGUCAGAACCACCACGGUCCCUUCUCCCACAACUCCCCGGCCGCCGCCAUGGACGACGAGGACCAGGCUGCCGUGUCGCGCUCGACAUGGCCGCCGCCGCCCUUCUUUUGGAAGGACUUCACCCCCGCCGCCAUCGAGCGCAUCGACCAGCUGCGACACGAACGAGCCGAGGCCGACAACAUCACCGACCCCAAAGCCAUCCAAAGCAUCCACCUCGAGGGCUUGCCCCGAGACCUUCGUAACCUCCAGCCACCUCCCGAGCCUGCCGAUGGGCGCUGGCGCGUGUUCGGCGCCAACUACCAGCUCGCCGACGAACUCCCAUCGCUGGACGGCACAGAGAUCCGCCGGCUUGUUCCCAACCAGGAGGAGCGCGACCAGGAUGGCAAGCACUUUGACCGGGCCCUCACUAUGAAACGCCUGGCCAAGAGUCUGCUGCUCAACUUUCUCGAGCUGACGGGCAUCUUGUCGAUUAACCCUGCAGAGGCCAACGACAAGAUUUUGGACAUCCGUGACCUGUUUUACAACUUUCACCACUUGAUCAACGAGUACCGCCCUCACCAAGCGCGCGAGUCUCUGAUAUCCAUGAUGCAAGCCACCCUCGACAGGACCCGGGCCGAGACAAAUGCGAUACGCGAUGCAAAGGAAAAGGUCGAACGUGUACUCGAGGGCCUGGGGAGUCUCAAGGUCGAGGACGAAACAUCCCAGCCGGACUCCUCGUCAGCCAUGAAUGGGCAAUCAAAGACAGAUGAAAAGGCUGCUUGGCUGGCAGACAGCGAUGAGAUGUGGAGAGGAGUGCUGGAGGAGACGUUAUGACCGUCACGUACUACCACGAACGGUGUAGACUGUGACAGCAACGGCAAUUUUAUGCACGAUUCCCAACUCGUUGACGAGGCCAGG